UGGCAACAACUCUGGAUCACCAAUUCGAUUUAUACAUUGCAGAUAUUGGCAUUGUUAAUACAUCUGUGCUUCCAUCUAAGCUUGAUGGAGCGAUGAAGGAAUUUAAAAGCUGGCGGAUAGCCACUGUCCAACUGAAGUCAGAGAUCGACCUCCCUUCUAUGAAGAAUCAAGAGGUACUAAUUUUCAUAACUCUAGACAACUGAUAAUGCACAAAUGAUUCAAAAUACAGCUCAGAAUAGUUUUUGCUCUCAAUGUGAGAAGGUAGGCUUCAAGUUUCUUAAAAAUAUUAAAAUUAUUUCAGGUUAGGAGAGAAUACAAGAAAGGAAUCUCUAAAAUUUAUAAGGAUGACAGAAUAGAGAAGAUAAAGAAGAUGGUCAACAAUACAAAACAGAAUGUCCUUCAGUUAUGUCAUAAGAUCUAUGAAGAGAUAGCUCAGGGUAAGAUCCCUACAAACUUUGUCCUUCCAAACCUGUCAAAUGAAGAUCUUGACAAAUGGCAGGAUAUCUAUUCUCAGGCGAUGAAGGAUAUAGCUAAGGAGAAGGGCAAGAGAGAGGCUUUUAAGGAGUACCAUGAUUUGCAGAAGAAACUUCAGGAGAUAUAUACUCUUAACUAUAAACUUCAUGACAGGAUUAAGAAAGUCCAGGAAAAUGAAUUCCAAACUGUAUCUGUCUCUGAUAUACAGAAUGAGCCAGAGGAGAGUUUUGAUCUUAAUUCUAUUGACAAAUUAAUAGAAGAAGAACCAAAAGAAGAAGAUGUAGCUGAAGAAACUAAGGUUUAUGAAAAAUCAGUACAUGAAGAGAUAGAAAUUGUUAAUGAGCCGGCCACUAAGAACUCUAGUGAUCAAGUCUGAAAGCCACCCAGUGCUUCUAAGGAUGUUGAGAUUCUUCAGAAUGUGGCCAAAUUUUCAAAGUCUGCUGUAAAUCUGCCUCACACAAUGCCUCUUAAUACUUACUCUCAGAAAGAGAGCAAGCCCGUCAAGCUGAGAUAUGAUCCUGAUUCCAGCUUGAAGGAUGAACAAGAAGAAUCGAUCAUCAGUAUCACAGAAAGUAACAAAGAGAUAAUCGCUGAAUUUGAAGAGUCUCCAGAUAAGAUUUUCAAGACUACUCAAAGAAGUGCUAGAAAGCAAAAUGAAGAACAGGUUAAUCUUCAGAGAAUGAUGCAGGCAAAUACUGAUGAAAAGUUGGAUGAAUACCAUCCCUUGCUCCAUGGGGGAGAUAAGUAUUCUUCCAUUACUCCUGACCCAGUAGAGAAAUUUAUUGAGAAUUAUCAAAAGAACUCUAAUGCAAAUACUGAAUCAUUCAAAACCCUCAAUUUUACCGAUAAAGUUUCUCACCAGGUAUUUUCUCCAGACGAGCUAGAAGAAGAGGAAGAGCCUCCUUCUGAAAGGAUUUCUAUGGAAAAGAAGAAAUCUGAAACUUCCACGUACUUAACAAAGAACUAUGAGAUGGAGAGUAAUUUCCAAGAACCAGAAGAAGCUUACUCAGUUCAUUAUGAUACAAAGAAUAUAACUACAAUAAAUGACUAUAAAGUAUAUCAGCUUGGUGAAGAUCUGGAGACUUAUUCCCUUAAUACUGGCUCUGUUACUCAUAGAGGGCAGGACAAGAAUAAAAGGUUUAUUUUUGAAGAUCCAGACCAAAAAGAAGCUUCUGAAGAAGAAAUUUCGAAGAAACCUGGAAAUUUCACACAAAGAAUUCCUAAUUCUCAGAAAAUGAAGCAAAGCUUGGGCUAUUUGAGGACACCUGAGAUUCUAAACAAGCAAGUUGCGAAGUCCAAAUCUCCCAGAAAUAUACCUGGACAGACUAACUACAAAGAAAUGGUGAAGACAAACAUAACCUCAUUUAGAGAGUCUAUAAUCAUGAAGAAGAUGAUGAACAGGGCUACCCAGAGCAGAAAGAGAGUCUCAAGUAAAUAAAUCUCGGAACAAGAAGAAGUCUCUCCCUUCAGGAAAGGAGAACAAGACAUCUGAUGGCUGAAUUAGUAAGAAGAAAAAGAGAGUUGAUAAUUAUCUGGCAAAGAUGAAGUCCUUCCAUAACUUUAAAUUAUCAUAAGAAAAUACAACGGG
Molecule: messenger RNA, 2062 nt
Organism: Moneuplotes crassus
Lineage: Eukaryota; Ciliophora; Spirotrichea; Euplotida; Euplotidae
Source: the annotation of a GenBank genome assembly